AGCACACGCUGCCGUGAAUUUCUCUGCACAGUAGAGAAAUACACAGCAGCAUGUUUCCCUAGUAAAACGCACACAGCACACAGUUAACCCUUUGAUCACCCCAGAUGUUAACCCCUCCCUGCCCAGAGUCAUUAGUACAGUUGCAGGGGCGGACUGACAACUCAUGGGGCCUCCAGGCAAUAGGGGAUUAUGGGGCCCCUGUGUCCUUGCCCACACUCAAAGCAAACCCAUAAAAGCCUAUAAAAGGUACCAGGGACAUUUCAUGGGCCCCCCUACUGACCCCGGGCCCUCGGGCAGUGCCCGAGUGCUCGAAUGGUCAGUCCGCCCCUGGCUUAGU
Messenger RNA from Staurois parvus, 337 nucleotides. Lineage: Eukaryota; Metazoa; Chordata; Amphibia; Anura; Ranidae. The record is from the annotation of a GenBank genome assembly.